Molecule: messenger RNA, 1933 nt
Organism: Eucalyptus grandis
Lineage: Eukaryota; Viridiplantae; Streptophyta; Magnoliopsida; Myrtales; Myrtaceae
Product: AAA-ATPase At3g50940-like
Exons: 3
Coding region: 249-1640 (463 amino acids)
Molecular function (GO): ATP binding; ATP hydrolysis activity
Source: RefSeq, a predicted model, not a curated record
AAGAUAAUCGCACGGGGCUGGUCGAUCUGGUUCGAAUAUUUGCUACCACCCCUCGAAAGAAAAAGUCCAAGAAGGACCCACCGUCGGGGGCAAGAACCAAGGUCUUCGAAGACUUGGACUAGGAACAGUCAAGGAAUCAGCUCAGACAAGACGGAUUCCGUGCAUUUGCAGAGAAUUCAUCGCCACUUUCAUCUCCCGAUUUCCUCCGGUCAUAUACCGUCAGUUCCCCAUAGAUUGAACUGAAAAGAAUGGUGACCCCGCCUCCAAACGACUCCAAGAACCCCAUCGCUGUGGCCAAGGUGGUGCUGUCUGCCGUGGCCUCCAUGACGGCCUCCGUGAUGGUGGUGCAGUCGGUGGUUCGACCAUUCAUUCCCCCCGAAUUCCAGGGCUUCCUCUUCUCUGGGAUCCGCGGCUUCUUGUCUCGCUUCCGCAAUGAAAUGACCAUGGUCAUCGAACAGUACGAUGGGUACGCCCAGAACGAGCUCUUUCGGGCGGCCCAGGUUUUCCUGGCCGCCAAGCAAUCCCUUUCGAUGACGCGCAUGCGAGUGACCAAGUCCCCGAAGGAGGACCACUUCAAUCUGGCUAUGGACCGGAAUCAAAUGCUGGUGGAUACGUUUCACGGCGUCAAGCUCAAGUGGGUUUUCGUGUCGAGACAGGUCGACUCGGGCCACCAAGUUCAUCAAGGCUCAACGGUUCAGCACGAAGUUCAGUACUUCGAGCUCAGUUUUCUCAAGAAACACAGGGAGAUCGUGGUCAAAUCCUAUCUGCCUUUCCUCAUCGACGAGGCCAAGUCCAUAAAGCAGGGGAAGAAGACGUUGAAGCUAUACACUCCGGGCUCCAACGGUCCUUACCCAGGUGCGUCAGGUGUGUGGUCCCCAGUGAACCUCGACCAUCCGGCGACAUUCCAAACACUGGCCAUGGACCUGGAGCUCAAGAAGAAGAUCAUGGAUGAUCUCGACAGGUUUGUGAGAAGGAGGGAGUACUACAGGAGAGUUGGCAAGGCAUGGAAAAGAGGGUACUUAUUGUAUGGACCCCCUGGAACGGGGAAAUCGAGUUUGGUCGCUGCGAUGGCCAAUUACUUGAACUUCGACAUAUACGACCUAGAACUGAGCGGGCUCCGGAGCAAUGCGGAUCUUAGGAGGCUGCUCGUCGCGACCAUGAAUCAAUCCAUAUUAGUGGUUGAGGACAUCGAUUGCACCAUUCAGUUGCAAGAUAGGAAGUCGGAAACACAAGCCGCCAACAUGAAUUUGAUGUCGACCGGUUAUAAGCGACAAGAUCGAGUGACAUUGUCUGGAUUCCUCAACUUCAUUGACGGGCUAUGGUCGAGUUGUAGUGAUGAGCGGAUCAUAGUUUUCACGACAAACCACAUUGAGAAAUUAGACCCAGCCCUAUUGCGGCCAGGGCGCAUGGACUUGCACAUUCCCAUGUCUUAUUGCACCCCUUGCGGGUUUAGGCUUCUCGCUUCUAAUUAUCUCGGGAUCGAUCACCAUGAGCUCUUUGGCCAGAUCGAGAGUGUGAUCACAACAGCCAGAGUCACUCCAGCCGAAGUAGCGGAGCAGUUGAUGAAGUGCGACGAACCGGAGGUCGCUCUUGGGGACAUGGUUUCAUUCCUCAUUAAUCACAAGAGAAAAAGAAAAUGAAGAAGUCAUUGAGGAGAGAGUUGGUCGGUCCCAAUUGGUUGAAGAGAAUGGAAGGCGUGAAGAAGAAAGCAGCGAGUGCGAACUAUUGGAAGAAUAAACAAUAUAUCAACUGUGUUGGUACGUUUCCAUCGAUUUUAACUUAGACAAUUAUGAAGAUCUUGAUUAUUAUGGAUUCAAUCACAAAAGCGAUCGAUGGAAAGCUAUCGUGUAUUCAUCCGAAUUAUUAAUAAUCUGAGUCCAAUGGUAAAAUCAUGUGAUCAAAUGGAGUAAAUGAACUCAAUUUAUAUGAUUUA